GGCACGGCGGGGACCCGGCAGAGAUGCCGUGCCGCCCGGGCGAGCGCUUCCUGCUGCUGGAGCGCCCGGUCGCCGUGGGACAGGCGGGCUCCAAGGAGGUGGACGCGUUGGUGGCCAAGCUGGGCGAGGUGCUGCAGCUGAGCGCCCAGCGGGCGCCGCCGCCGCCCCGCGCCCCCAAGCACCUGGGGCCGGGCAGCGCCCGCGACCGCGCCGCUCCCUACUCGCCGCGGUGCUGCAGCGGCGGCGGAGCCGGGGCAGGGCUGCUGGCGCCGCGGGGACCGGCCCCGCCGCAAGCUCACUCGCAGCACGUCGAGUCCCCGCGGGCGGACCGGAGCGGGCAGCAGCGGGUGACCAAGCAGCUGUGCGGACGGGGCUGGCUGCGGAGCGCCGCCCGCCGGAGGAAGCAGCCUCCGCCGGGACCGGGCGACGGGCCGGCGGAGGACGAGGACCCGCACCGGCUCCUGCAGCAGCUCAUCCUUUCCGGCAACCUCAUCAAAGAAGCCGUCCGGCGGCUGCAGCUGGCGGCGGCGGCUGCAGCAGCGGCGGCAUCCGCGGCCUCCAGCGGCAGCGCCUCGGCGGGGAGCGGCGGCGCGGACGGCGAGGCGGCGGCGACGGCGGUGCAGCCCCUGCAGUAACCGGCGGGGACGAGCGGCAGCGGUGACCGGGUCGAAGGAGCGCGGCCGCUGGCGGCGGUGGCGGCGACGGAGCCCCCGCCGGGCGGGCCGCGGGAGCGCGGUGAGGGCUCCGCCAGGAUGUAAGUGUGUCUCGGCGGCGGGGCCCCCCGCGCCGGUGCCGGUAGGGGCGGGGACGGUGCCCGAACCCCCCUGCCCCAAGGUCACCCGCGGCGCGGACCCCGCCGAGCCCCAGCCGGCGAGGCCGCGCACAUCGCCCGCUCCGAGCUGUUGUUGUGCCCCCUUCCCUCCUCUGCCUUCCCCGGGAGCUCCUCCUUCUCCUCCCCCCGCCGGGGCAGCCCAGCCGGGGCCGCGGACCCCCCCGCCGCCGGUCCCCCGCUGCCGCGGAGCUCCUGCGUCUCCCAGGAGCCAUUUGCAAUAAUCCUCGCUGACCCCGGCGGGAGGUGUUUCCUUUCCCCUCCCGGGCCGGUUUGGUUUUUUUGUUGGGGGUUUAUUUGUUGUUACUUUAACGUUUAUUGUUAUUAUUUCUCGUUGUGACUGUAUGAAGCAGUUUUAAAAAAAUGUGAAUAUCAAAGCUGGAAGGCAGCUGGACUUAACAAAUGAGUGAAUGGAGCCUGAGAUGCAUUGUUCACAAAAGGUAGCCGAAACAAGUUUUUUUCUACCAAAAAGAAAAACCCUGAAUCCACCCUUCCCCGACAAACUCAAUGGCUCAAGUACAAGACGCAGCUGUUGAUUUUAAAUAUAUGCACUUCGUACCGGAGUGUUUGAAAUGUGUUCCUGAUUUACAGGACUUACUGUCUUAAUUAACCUGUCUGUAUUGAAUAAACGUGGUUUUGUUUUUA
This is a messenger RNA of Malurus melanocephalus (red-backed fairy wren), 1474 nucleotides long. RefSeq names its product GSK-3-binding protein-like. Gene Ontology annotation, cellular component: cytoplasm. The coding region runs from base 24 to 635 and encodes 203 amino acids. Lineage: Eukaryota; Metazoa; Chordata; Aves; Passeriformes; Maluridae. The transcript has a single exon. The record is from RefSeq and is a predicted model, not a curated record.